Molecule: messenger RNA, 941 nt
Organism: Diachasma alloeum
Lineage: Eukaryota; Metazoa; Arthropoda; Insecta; Hymenoptera; Braconidae
Product: ciliogenesis and planar polarity effector 2
Exons: 3
Coding region: 152-865 (237 amino acids)
Molecular function (GO): GTPase activity
Source: RefSeq, a predicted model, not a curated record
CCGUGUGACAAUGUUUCGUCGAUAGAUAUGUCACCGCUUGAGUGAAAAGUAAACAAACGGUAAUUUCAAAUGACUAUAAGCGGGGGGGAUGGGGUCACGUGCUUGAGUAAGUCAUGAGUAAGUCUGACUUGUAGAAUAAAUAUUUGUAGUCAUGAGUGGACCUGUUAACAUGAAUUGGCUGAGCUCACCUGAGGGAGAGUCAUUGCUACACCAUUUUUACGAUCACUCGAUUAAAAAAAGGCGCUUCUAUGGAAUUCUGGAGAGACCAGCUUUACCUUCGUCCAUUGAGGAAGUGACUUAUAAAAUUUUCAUGAUUGGGAGGCCAGGUGUUGGGAAAACCUCGGUGGUUGCUAGAUUCUUGGGCAUUGUUGGGAGUGAACAUGUAACUUCAGAGAUUGGGGGAAUUCGAAAGACAACUGUCUACUGGCCUGUGAAGAUUUGGGAUAAAGUGGUUCUGUUCAAAUUGCAUUUUUGGGAUACGUCGGAGAGCAGUAUUAAAAAAUAUAAUCACGUUUUACCUGCAUGUAAAGACAAAGUGGACGCCAUCUGCUCAGUAUUUUCCUUCGAAGAUCCCACAAGCUUCACCGACAUUCCCUACCUCAUGAAUUCCAUGAACAGUAUUCAAGAUAGACCAGCUAAAAUUGUCAUUGGAACGAGAUACAAACCCUGGUCAACAUUGCCAGUAACUGACAUUCAAAUCAAAGAAUUCGAAAGCAAAUGGAAGAUGAAGGUAAUAAAGAUAGAUGUCAAUAAGUCCUCAGCAAGACCAGAGAUAUUCGACGUUGCUUAUCAGUUGAAUUCACUCUGUAAAUCACUGUGGAAUAGAGAUCAAGAGUUUAUUACUAAACAAAUUAUUCAAGUAUGACACGACAAAUGAAGUUCAAUUGUCGAACAGUUUUUUUAUUUUUAUAUAAACAAUAAAAUGAACAGUAUCAAAUUCA